Asparagus officinalis (garden asparagus) is the source of this 1264-nucleotide messenger RNA. RefSeq names its product heme oxygenase 1, chloroplastic-like. The record is from RefSeq and is a predicted model, not a curated record. Gene Ontology annotation, biological process: heme oxidation; phytochromobilin biosynthetic process. Gene Ontology annotation, molecular function: heme oxygenase (decyclizing) activity. Lineage: Eukaryota; Viridiplantae; Streptophyta; Magnoliopsida; Asparagales; Asparagaceae. The coding region runs from base 221 to 1039 and encodes 272 amino acids. The transcript is spliced from 4 exons.
UUGUGUGAGGUUUAAACCUUCACCCCAUCCAGAAAAGCAAAAGCAGCACGACUCCUCAUCGUCUCCUCUCCUUCAUCCAAACCCAAUAAAAAAUAAGCCCUUGAAACCAACAAAACAAGAAAUAGAGAAGUAACCCCUCAAGCAAUCGCUGCUCCAAAAUCCCUUUUCUUGUUUCCUCUCCUUGCGUCAAUUUGAGCUCACCUCAACUCUCCCCUUAAAAAUGGCCAUUCGAACCCCCCUCUCUCACCCUAACCCCAAAUCUCUCCUCUCCCCAAAACCCAAAUCCCCCAUAAAAAUCCCAUCUUUCCUAGUUCUCCCGAGCGCUAGGGUUCCGAUGAGGAGGACGGCGAUGGUGGUGUCGGCGGCGACGACGGAGGAGAUGCCGAAGAAGAAGAGGUACCCAGGGGAGUCCAAAGGGUUUGUGGAGGAGAUGAGGUUCGUUGCAAUGAAGCUGCACACUAAAGAUCAGGCUAAGGAAGGAGAGAAGGAGUCGAACUCUGCUCCGAUCGCGAAGUGGGAGCCGACGAUCGAAGGGUAUCUGAGGUUUCUGGUGGAUAGUAAGGUUGUUUAUGAUAAGCUUGAGAGUAUUGUUGAUAAGGCCAGCUGCCCUUGGUAUGCUGAAUUCAGGAAUACGGGUUUGGAAAGAUCUGAAAAAUUGGCAAAGGACUUGGAGUGGUUCAAGGCACAAGGACAUGCCAUUCCUGAACCAUCAUCUCCUGGGGUCUCCUAUGCUCAUCAUUUGGAAGAGCUAUCCGAAAAGGAUCCUCAAGCAUUCAUCUGUCACUUCUACAACGUAUAUUUUGCACAUUCAGCUGGGGGCCGAAUGAUUGGUAAAAAGGUGGCGGAGAAAAUUCUUGACAAGAAGGAGCUUGAGUUCUACAAGUGGGAUGGGGAACUUUCUCAGCUGUUGCAGAAUGUCAGAGAGAAGCUCAACCAAGUAGCUAAUAGCUGGUCGAGAGAGGAGAAGAAUCAUUGCUUGGAGGAGACAGAGAAAUCUUUCAAGUAUUCUGGGGAAAUCCUCCGUUUAAUCUUGUCAUGAUUGACAAAAUGUGUAUGUGAUACAGGAACCUUGUCAACUGUAAAUUCAUACUGCAGUAUCCUGCAGUUAAGAAAACUCUAGUCUGUAUUCUCUUUUCCUUCGCCGAAAUUAGCCUCAAAUCGAAACAAAAACUUUUGUUGCUGGUUUUGUAACAUGACUACUAUGAAGGAAAAGAAAUGACUACUGUUCCUUGUUUAUGGUAUGAUAAUUGGUGGUUCAUGUUGA